AUGAAUGAGGACACGUUAGCAAUUCUGAUAACAACUACAACAUUCCUGGUGUUUAUUUGUGCUAUUGGUGGAUGUGUUUUCUGCAAAAGAAGACGAGAACGUAAAGGUACCAAACGUUAUGGUUUAAGAAGUGACGUUGAAGCAAAUAAAGAUGAAGGUGUAAGUGACAUUGAAGCAAGCAGAGAUGAAGAUUUAAGAGAUGAAGCAAUUUCAGCUGAAGGUUUAAUAUUUGAAGAUGAAGAAAUUUCAGAUGAAGGAUUAAUAAGUGAAGUUGAAGCAAUAUUAGAUGAUGGAUGCGGAUAUUUGCAUACCACGGUAACCUUUACAGAAUCUCCCUCUCACUCACUGCUUCCUGUCCUUAGUGAUGGACAACAAGUCAUGCUCCACAAGGUGUUGGAGAAAAUAUAUAUCUUGUGGUCAGCUGUCGUAACCUUUGUCAAUUGCCAUGCAAGAGCUGAUGGCCAGUGGUCAGAUUGGUCUGCCUGGAGUGAAUGUUGUUUGGACUCCCGGUCAAGGUCCCGGAUGUGUGACAAUCCCAGACCAGAACAUGGCGGAGCGUAUUGUGUAGGGGAAAGUCAAUAUUUUGAGGAUUGCUGGGGAUGUCCAGGAGAAAACACACUUCCCACUUUUUCAUCAUGGAGUAAAUGUUCAACAAAAUUCCGGGGAGGCCAGAAAAGUCGAAUUUUGUUUUGUAAUUUGACUGAAAAAGAAGCAACCAACUACAGAUGUCACACAAAAGUAAAGGAACUUGUGAUGUGCUCCGAAAAACAAUACCAAGUCAUUGGAAACUGGACGGAGUGGUCGUCUUGGGGACUUUGUCGGGCUCCUUGUGGUAGUACUGGCAUUCAGAUUCGAACACGUUCCUGUACCAAUACAUCGCCUGAUGACGGAGUAAUCACGUGCCCCGGAGAUGCAGUGGAAAGCAAAACAUGUAUUGCAUGUCCAGAUGCUUCAAACAGUUCUGUGUCGCCAAAAAGUCAGAUGUCUACAGAGGUGUUUCAAUUAGCUCAAAAUGAGAUUGAACAAAGCCAGGAGGAGACUAGAAAUGGACAUGACAAAGAACCCCUAUAUAUGACCAGGACAACAUUAAUUAUUGUGACAGUAAUUGGCUGUCUCUCCUUCAUAGGAUCUACCCUUCUGAUUACAGCAAUUGUAUUCAGGUAAGUUAA
Messenger RNA from Saccostrea cuccullata (small rock oyster), 1169 nucleotides. RefSeq names its product SCO-spondin-like. The record is from RefSeq and is a predicted model, not a curated record. The transcript is spliced from 11 exons. NCBI's taxonomy places the organism in Eukaryota, Metazoa, Mollusca, Bivalvia, Ostreida, Ostreidae. Bases 1 to 1164 code for a protein of 387 amino acids.